CACACCUCCCCUUCUAGCCACCCUAGCGUAGUUUUAAAGUUUUUAAAGAGACGAAAGUACACUGUAGACGAAAGUUUGCGUAGAGAUGGAAGGUGGCACGCCUGGCGUAGUUGUUCCAAAAAGACGAAAGUUUGCGUAGAGAUGGAAGGCGGUCGCGGCAGCUCGGCGGCCGACGCAUGUAACCACGAACUGUGCGUUGUUCCCGCCGGUCAACACGUAGCGGCCAUAAAUGUGUGCGACACUCUCUCGAGGUGGCAUGGCGACUGUCCCAGAUACGGCGCGCCCUGCGAGAUCGGCCACUUCUCUGUGCGAGGAGAAGGCGAAGAUUUCGAGUACAUCGAUGGUGCCGUCGCAAAGAGGUACCUGCGUGCGCGAAUCCCGUGGCGUCCCAUGUUGAAUCUGAAUACCGGAUACGCGAAGGCCGUGCGCAUUAUGUGGGAAAGCGUGACUCCGAGAGAAACUCUACUCCGCUGGGUUAUUCUCAACAAAGACAAGGUGGGGAUGUGUUCACCGGACGAGGAGGCGCCAUCGUCGGAAACGAAGAGCAUACGCACAGAUUUUAUCUGUCGACGGAGCACAUUGUCGAUCGUUAUGCGCACACCGUACGAGUUGGAUAAAGGUUGGCGGCUGGUGGCGUGCAGACACAAAGGCAUCAUAUACCUCCAUCAGCAUCCUACGAUGGAGCAUGUACAUCGAAGCCUUGAAGAGCGAGGUGACACGAUAAUAGAUCGUAUGACGUACUGGGGCACCAAGUUCCACCGCAGCAUGACCACAACCGAGCCAGGGGUUGACCCCCAGGAAGACGAGCUACUCAGGGAAGGCGAUGGAUACUACACCGUCCUCCUCUGCCAGCUUGGAUCUCACUCUAUCGUGAUGGGUGGCGAAGUGAAAGCGGUGGACCCCUCUGUUGAAUGCAAGCUGGGUUCCACGGCUGGCUACGUGGAGUUCAAAACGAACUGCGUGUUAUCCACGGAGUGGCAGCGGCGCAGAUUCCAUGAGAACAAACUGUUCCAAUGGUGGGCCCAAGCACGCCUGGGAGGCGUCCCGAAAGGAUUGUGCGCAUUCCGGGACAAGAAUGGCAUUGUGUUGCACAUCGAGCAGUUUGACUUCAUCAACAUGCCAGACAUGGCAGAGGGACUGUGGUCGGAAGAAGUCUGCAUGCGAUUCUGCAACCACCUGCUCUCCUUUAUCAAAGAGCACGUCGAAGGAAAUGACGGAAGGACUGUCUACCAUUUCGAGUACGUGCCGUCAUCCCGUGAGAUCGUCUGCAAGCGCCUGACAAAUCCCACGAAGCUUUACAGACUGCCGGAUUGGUUCCUGGAGGCGUUCGAAGACUGUUGAAGUGUUCACUCCAGCUGCACCUCUAGUCCCACAUUAUAAGAUAUCUUUUCUAUGUCAGCGUGCUAAA
Dermacentor silvarum is the source of this 1408-nucleotide messenger RNA. RefSeq names its product decapping and exoribonuclease protein. Gene Ontology annotation, molecular function: mRNA 5'-diphosphatase activity. Gene Ontology annotation, cellular component: nucleus; cytosol. The record is from RefSeq and is a predicted model, not a curated record. NCBI's taxonomy places the organism in Eukaryota, Metazoa, Arthropoda, Arachnida, Ixodida, Ixodidae. Gene Ontology annotation, biological process: NAD-cap decapping; nuclear-transcribed mRNA catabolic process. The coding region runs from base 142 to 1341 and encodes 399 amino acids. The transcript has 6 exons.